Magnolia sinica is the source of this 768-nucleotide messenger RNA. RefSeq names its product transcription factor MYB4-like. The transcript is spliced from 3 exons. The record is from RefSeq and is a predicted model, not a curated record. Lineage: Eukaryota; Viridiplantae; Streptophyta; Magnoliopsida; Magnoliales; Magnoliaceae. Bases 1 to 747 code for a protein of 248 amino acids.
AUGGUGAGAGCUCCUUGCUGUGAGAAGGUCGGAUUGAAGAAGGGGACAUGGACACGAGAAGAAGAUCAGACGCUCAUAACUUACGUUGAGAGAAAUGGACCUGGGAACUGGCGUUCUCUUCCUAAAAAAGCAGGCUUAUUAAGGUGUGGGAAGAGUUGCAGAUUCAGGUGGAUGAAUUACUUGAGACCAGAUGUUAAAAGAGGGAACUAUAGCAAGGAAGAGGAAGAGACUAUCAUUGAAUUGCAUGAACUGCUUGGUAAUCGAUGGUCUAUGAUCGCGGCAACUCUACCAGGAAGAACUGACAAUGAAAUUAAAAACGUUUGGUACAGCCACCUGAGAAAACGGCGAAAACAAAAUCUAAUGACCCAGGAAACCAACAAGCCCGCCAUGGAAAUAUCCAUAUGUAACGUAGGGGCUUCAAAGGAAACGUUAGGAUCUGUCCUCUCACCCUUGAAUGUUCCAACCAUCCCAAGAUCCGAAAAUUCCAGCUACAUUCACAUGUACCAGCCACAGUCUUCUGCCAAUUCGUCUCCGAUAAGCAGCAAUUCCUUGAAUUGCAACAGAAUCACCGUGGAAAAAUAUAUUGAUUUGUCUGCUACAGUGGAACAAUUGCUUCAGCCGCAGUUCUCCCCAGUUUUGAACGGAGAUUCCGAGUUUCCAAGUGACCCGUUCCAGGACGAUCUCAGAAGUUUUUGGUUAAAUCUCUUGAUGGAAGCGGAAAAGUAUGAAGAAGAUCCGAUGAUCUGAUUGCAGUUUCGGGCCGUUUGG